Alternaria viburni is the source of this 1482-nucleotide messenger RNA. RefSeq lists its product as uncharacterized. The transcript has a single exon. Lineage: Eukaryota; Fungi; Ascomycota; Dothideomycetes; Pleosporales; Pleosporaceae. Bases 1 to 1482 code for a protein of 493 amino acids. The record is from RefSeq and is a predicted model, not a curated record.
AUGAAAAACUCUUACGAAUCCACCGACCCCAAAGAUAUUCGAAGCUUUGAGCAGAGCAUAUUCGGCUUCAAAUUCCUAGAGUCCCAGAUGGGCGAUCUUGUCGGCCUGGAGAUCUUCAACAUGAAGAGUCUACUCGUACAGAUACGCACCCAGCUCGAUUGGGUAGUCGCAACGCAGUCAGAUGCUCAAGUCAGAAGAGUGAACGCUGAGAUAGCCUUCGAACAAGUCAAAUACAUCAGCCAGGCCGUCCCAGAUGUUGCUUCGAGGUGUGAGGCCUUGGCGGAGCGAGCGCGUGCUGAGUGCGAUAUUUUGAAGAAGAGAGUGGACUCCAGUUUCGACAGAUUACGGGACGCGUUUGCGGAUCAGGUGUUGCGAGCGAUGGAGGUGAUCUGGCGUGUCAUGUCGACCAAAGCGGAAGACGCCACGAAACAGCUAGGCGAGGCAAAGAAAGAACUCCAAGGCGUGAGAUCAGCGUCUUCAGCUGCGAAUGAGAUAGGAAGAAACAGCAUACAUGAUCUGCAACUGAAGUUGGCAGUUAUUCAGCGCGAUUUUGCCAAGAAAAAGGUGGCCUUGGAGGAUGAGUAUGGUGAGCUGAAGAAGAAGCACUACACAGAUCUACAAAAGCUAGUGGAAGAGCGUAUGCGCAGUGAGAAGAUCAAGCUCUCUGAUCGUCUAAGCAAAGCAGAAGCCAAAGCUAUGCAAUACGCAAAGGUUCUCCAAGAGAAGGAGGCAUUGGAAGCAAGGGUCUUAGAAGAAGGCCGGGAGAAAGCGCUGUUCAAGCAAGCGAAGCUAGAGUGGGAGCAAAAGUACAAGGAACGAGAUGAUGAGGCAAAAGCUCUGCGACAAGGCUACGACCAGUUCAGCAACGAUAAUCAAGCUCUUCAAACAGAGAAGGCGGUACUCCAGGCGGAUUUCGAUGAGCUGAAGAAGGAGCACAAGCCACUACCUGGAGAACACACGCCCAGCUAUGAGCUUCGCCAUGUUGAUCAACAUACCAUGGCACUUCCGCACGUCUCAUCUACAACAGCGUUCGAUCGCCAAGCCGCAGAGCUUCAGCAUCUAGAUGGACUCGUAGCUAUCUGGCAGACCACGCUAGAGAACGCGACUGCGGAGAUGAAUGAAUCGACUGUCAGAAAGGAGGCGCUCGAGGCAAAGAUUCGAGAAGCCGAGGAGCAGCUGGAAAAGCUAAAGCCUGCUCCCUCGCAGAAGACUUCUCACAAAUCGAAGAUGAAGAGCAAACCCAAGGGCGCGAGCAAGAAGGAGCAAGCUAUUGUCAACGAGAAAGCAGAUGACGAAACCGUACUACAACCAUCUGUCAAUACGUCCGGAGGGCUUCUCAAAGUUCGUGUGGCAACGGAAGCUUUCCCUGCCCUGAGCUCUCCAGCAGUACCCAAAACUAUCCCGUCGACCACCUGGAAGAGCCUUCGUCUCGUCGACAUCCCGAAAGAAGAUACCAAAGACGCUCGGAAGAAGUCUGGCUAA